Messenger RNA from Xylaria bambusicola, 2337 nucleotides. RefSeq names its product RNA polymerase I-specific transcription initiation factor-domain-containing protein. NCBI's taxonomy places the organism in Eukaryota, Fungi, Ascomycota, Sordariomycetes, Xylariales, Xylariaceae. The record is from RefSeq and is a predicted model, not a curated record. The transcript has 2 exons. Bases 179 to 2209 code for a protein of 676 amino acids.
GUUGUCAAAAUAAAGUGUUACGGUGCGUACCAAGAUCAAGAUGCCUUCCUUGUCCUACCACCAAAAACUGAACCCACAAUUGGAUGAAAUCUUUUUUUCUUUUGGUCUUCAUCAUCCAUUCUGUACUAUGCAUCAUGUCACACGCAUUUAUCAGCUCAACUAAAUCGCGAACUAUUCCAUGAUGGCAUAUCCAGGGAAUGACUCUGAUGAGUAUCAACCUGAUUCUGAUGAUUCCAAUAACUCUAAUGAGCGUCUCAACCGCUGGUCCGGCCCCCCGUCCACCUGGCAGCAGCUGAACAAUGCUGAAAUCAACACGCACAUCGCGCUCAAUGAGAUUCGUAACCAGGACCUCUCUGUCCAUCUAUAUAACGCAUUUGCGCUCAAGCAUAGGCAUGACAGAAGAAAGACACAAGAUGUGUCCGACCCGGUUCCUAACCAGGACAUCAAUAUUGCAACAGGUCAGCUAGUGCAAGAAGACAAAUGGGUGCCGCCCAAUGCAUGGACAGCGUGGCCUUUGCCCGCGGAGGCAGUGCCGCGUCCGGGUUUUAUGGGGCGCACCGAGGACACAGAUGAGGGACUCCUCUUGAGGAUGCAAAAGCCAUACGAACCUAGGGCCGAACUAGAGGAGACAAUUUCGGCUGCUAUGCUACGGUUCGCUAAGGAAAGGUUUCAAGCAAGGCAGAGGACGACGCAACAGACCGAAGAUACAGCCGAGACAGGCCCUGCAACGAAUGAUGAAGAGUACUCUGAUACAGAGAUGAGCGCUAAACCCAGGCGUGCCAGAUCCAAAUCUAAAGCUAAAUCAAGUUUGAGGUCUCGAGCACUGAAAUAUGAGAGCACUAGUGAGGGCGACAUGAUGGACAUCGAUGAUCUACCGGUUGACGAGCAAUCUUCCGAAUUGGCGGAGAUGAUUCCACUCAGGACAGUCGUUGCAACGGACGAUGAACUAUCAUACGCUCUGUUACGUCCUUCGACACAAGGCAUAAUAGCAAAGCUAGAUGCGGCAUUGGCAAUCCUCCUCAAUGCCCAGCAGUCCAAAUACAAUUGCCCCUCCGAAUCUGAUGCGUCUGAUGUAUCGUCACGUGCUCAGUCCCACUCUCGUUCUUGUAGUCGGAGACCUUCUAAUACGCGCUCCCAGCCGCCGGCCACCCCACGUAGACCACCACCGAGGUCUCGUGCAUCAUCAGUCGCAGAGGGACCUUCGGAAGCAUCUGGAAUGGCUCAGAAGAAGAGGGGCCGACCAAAAAAAGUUUACCCGCCGCUUGACGGGGAGACAGACAGGGAGUACGCCAUCCGGAUAGCGCGCCUGCGGAAAGAGCGCCUCCCAAGCUUCGCAGACGACGAUGUCUCGGAAUCCACACCGGCGCCGAAUUCAGCCGCCGAGUACACAGACAAUAACAACGAAUCUAAGUCCAAGACAAGGAAAUCCCGCCAACGGAGAGGCUCGGAAGCUCUGUCGGAUGUCACAUCGACCAGCAGAACUAGCACAGGCUCCCGUCGGCCACCAAGAUUAGCGCGUGUCCGCAUGCGCGACUGGAGAGAUAUUCUAGGUGCCGCUGCGCUCGCGGGGUUCCCUGCACAAGCCCUCGACCGAGCUGCGCGACGAUGUGCCGACCUCUUCAGCCAGGGCUUUACUCUUCACACGUUACAAGAGGGACCGCUGGACCAGACACAACUGCACAAAACCGUGCGCUAUGAACCAGGCAUGGCAACCCCUUAUGUGCUAGAAGACUCCGAAGACGAAGGCGAUGAGAAGGCACACUCAGGUCCACGCGCUCGCACAUCUCGCGCACCUAGCAUUGCCCCAUCAGAAGGCUCAGUACGAGGUCGAAGCCGUAGCAUCGGGCCCCGGAGCAGGUCACGGUCGAGAUCUGCAUCGACUGGUAAGGGAUACUUCUGCAUAUUCAGCAAUUGCCCAAGGUCUGUGAACCCAAUUGUGAAGCGUACGAAUUUGAUGCGUCACUUGAGACUUAUACACAUGUACGAUGGCGACGAGCUGCCGGAGGCAGUCGAUAGCGAAGAUGAGAUGCAUGGCGCUGUGCACACAGACGGGUUCAUGAAGACGAUGAGGGUUCGGCCGGGCUGGCGCGGUGAGGAUACGGCGAAAGAGAAGAGACGGCCGCGGAUGAGGGUAAGAGGGGGAGAGCUGGCUGAUACAAGGAUGCGGGACACAGAUUCUAUGGCCGGUUAUGAGGAAGUGUCUGAUUGAUUGAUGGAUCAAAACCCAGCUAUCUGUUCAUUAUUCAUACGACUGUGCUUUUGCUACCGCUCAUUAUCAUAACCCAACAUCCUCUCACAGUCUCAUAUCAAUAAGACAAGCAGAAGUCUCCAAACUCC